AUGGUCACCCAAGAAUUCUGCGGCGAGAUAGGUCUCACCAGUCAAGCUCGGCAACCUCAAAUAAUCUUGCUGAAAGAAGGAACCGAGAAUCAUCAGGGCAAACCUCAGUUGAUAUCUAAUAUCAAUGCCUGCGAAGCCAUCGUUGAUGCCAUCCGAACCACUUUGGGCCCGCGUGGGAUGGACAAGUUGAUCGUAAGUGGCCAAGGCAAAACCGUCAUUUCCAACGAUGGGGCAACGAUAAUGAAACAACUUGACGUAGUUCAUCCUGCUGCUCAAACUAUGGUGGACAUAGCGAAGUCACAAGAUGCAGAGGUUGGAGAUGGAACCACGACGGUAGUUCUUCUUGCUGGAGAGUUACUGAAAAGUAGCAAGCCAUUCAUCGAAGAAGGGGUUCACCCGCAAGUGAUCAUAAGGGCUUACCGUCGUGCAACACAGCUAGCUGUAGAGAAGAUAAAGGAGCUGGCUGUCAAAAUCCAACAUGACGAUAAGAUUAAGGAACGAGAACUGCUGGUCAAGUGUGCUGCAACAGCUUUGAAUUCGAAACUUGUUGCUGGCCAGAAAGCAUUUUUCGCCGAAAUGGUGGUUGAUGCCGUUUCGCAUCUCGAUGAACUGUUGCCUCUGAACAUGAUCGGUGUCAAAAAGGUUCAGGGAGGUGCAUUGGAGGAUUCAAUGCUGAUCCCUGGAGUUGCGUUCAAGAAAACCUUUUCGUACGCUGGAUUUGAAAUGCAGCCCAAAAGCUACAAGAGUCCGAAAAUAGCAUUGCUGAAUAUUGAGCUGGAAUUGAGGGCGGAGAAGGAUAACGCAGAAAUUCGAGUUGACAACGUCAGUGAAUAUCAGAAAAUUGUCAACGCCGAAUGGGAAAUCUUGUAUGAAAAGCUUGAACGUAUCCACAAGAGUGGUGCAAAGGUUGUGUUGUCCCGGCUUCCUAUAGGAGAUGUCGCUACUCAGUACUUUGCUGACCGUGACAUGUUCUGUGCCGGACGUGUUCCAGAAGAUGACUUGAAGCGUACCAUGAAAGCAUGUGGGGGAGCAAUUCUAUCCACCGUGUAUGAUUUGAAUGACGCAAAUCUUGGCACGUGUGAUGAAUUCAUCGAGAAACAAGUUGGCGGUGAACGGUACAAUCUGUUCCACGGCUGUCCCGGCGCCAAAACUUGCACUAUCAUUCUUCGCGGUGGAGCUGAACAAUUUAUUGAAGAAACUGAGAGAUCUCUUCAUGAUGCCAUCAUGAUAGUUCGUAGAGCGAUUAAGAACGACUCAAUUGUUGCUGGGGGUGGGGCUAUUGAAAUGGAAAUCAGCAAGUAUCUGCGUGAUCAUUCGAGAACAAUUCUUGGCAAGGAACAAAUGCUCAUUUCCGCUUUUGCUCGAGCACUAGAAAUCAUUCCUCGACAGCUGUGCGACAACGCCGGGUUCGACUCGACUGAUAUAUUGAACAAACUGCGCCAGAGGCAUGCUAAAGGAAAUUCCUGGUAUGGAGUUGACAUGUUCUCGGAAGACGUUGCGGAUAAUUUCGAAGCGUGCGUGUGGGAACCGGCAAUUGUCAAGAUCAACGCGAUCACAGCCGCGUCUGAGGCGACCUGUUUGAUCCUCUCCGUCGAUGAAACCAUCAAGAAUCCUAAGUCCAACAUUGACAAAAACGCCCUCCCCGGGCUAUUAAACAAAAUGUUCGUUAUUCAUCGCGGUCUUAAUUCUGUUCCGAUUACUCUUGCUCCGCGAAAGGCGAUCCGUCAGGCGAUUUCUUGCAAUCGAUACUUCGGAACAUGUGUCUGCCUUGAAUCUCGGAAAACAAUUAAGCACCACGGCGAUGGAAAAAAAGGGUAUAAGAAGCAGAUUUUGGAGAAAAAACCACAGCCGACCUCGUUGUCCGCAUUAUUUACUCCUGUGCCUGUUACCGUAUCACCGGAUGACAUCAACGUUGGCGCGGAAUUGACAGAUCGAUUGAAGAAGCAAGAUCUCAUGCGCAUUUUAACUACAUUUUCUCAGCGAGAACCAGUGAGAACGCUUUCUCGGGAACAGGGGCUCGAUGGAUCAUUGUUUCAUCAAGCGUAUGUGAGCUUCCGCCGCUUCUGUCUGGACUCCGAAACGCUUCCCGCGGACUUGCACAUAAUUUUCAGCGACAUACUGCAGGGUGCCGGGCAUUGUGAUGAUAUUUACCCAUACUUUAUCCGUCACGCGCGGCGGGUCUUUCCUCAUCUCGAGUGCAUGGAUGAUCUGAAAAAAAUUAGCGAUCUUCGAUCUCCAGCCAAUUGGUAUCCAGAGGCGAGAUCAAUUGGUAGGAAAAUAAUUUUUCACGCUGGACCCACGAACAGCGGUAAAACAUUUCAUGCUUUGGAAAGAUUCAUGCAGGCCAAGUCCGGCGUUUACUGUGGGCCGUUGAAGUUGCUUGCGGUAGAAGGUUUCAGAAAAGCGAACGAACGAAAAAUGAGGAAUUUCCUGGGAACAGAUGAAGUGGCUGUUAUCGAUGAAAUUCAAAUGAUACGUGAUAGACAGCGAGGUUGGGCGUGGACUCGUGCCUUGUUGGGGAUCAAUGCAGAGGAGGUUCACGUUUGCGGAGAAGCUACGGCAAUUGACCUUGUCCGGGAUAUUUGUGCUACCGCCGGAGAAGAAGUUGAGGUGAGAAAAUAUAAGCGUUUGACGGAGUUGGUUAUCGAAAAGGAAGCCUUGCGGAACAUUGACCGAGUUCAGCCCGGAGAUGCGAUCGUUUGUUUUUCAAAGAAUGACAUUUACGCCGUCUCGAGACAAAUCGAACGUCUUGGCAGAGAAGUUGGUGUGAUUUAUGGUGGUCUUCCGCCUGGAACAAAGUUGGCUCAAGCUGCAAAGUUCAAUGACCCGAAUGAUCCGUGUAAGAUCCUUGUGGCCACGGAUGCUAUCGGGAUGGGGUUGAACUUGAGCAUACGCCGUGUAAUAUUUUAUUCACUGGUAAAACCCACGUUAAAUGAAAAUGGAGAAAAAGAGAUGGACGUGAUAUCUGUAUCCCAGGCGCUACAAAUCGCCGGUAGGGCGGGUCGAUUUGGCACUCAAUUUGAGAAGGGUCAUGUUACAUCUUUCAAAUCGGAAGAUUUGAGUACUCUGCAUGAAUUGCUUGCAUCUCCACCCGAGGAAAUCGUUCAAGCCGGUUUGCAUCCUACGGCAGAACAAAUCGAGCUGUACGCGUAUCACUUACCGCAUGCGUCUUUAUCAAACUUGAUGGACAUAUUUGUCAGCCUUUCGACUGUCGACGAUUCGCUUUACUUCAUAUGCAAUAUUGAAGACUUCAAAUUUCUCGCUGAUAUGAUACAACAUGUUCCUCUGCCAUUGAGAGCGCGGUAUGUGUUCUGCUGCGCACCGAUCAACAAGAAAAUGGCCUUUGUUUGCACCAUGUUUUUGAAGCUUGCCCGUCAGUACAGUCGCAAUGAAGCUGUGACUCUCGAUUGGCUCUGUCACCAUAUUGGCUGGCCGCUGCAGACCCCCAAAACCAUAAUAGAUUUAGUUCAUAUGGAGUCUGUCUUCGAUGUUCUGGAUUUGUAUUUGUGGCUCAGUUACCGAUUCCAGGAUUUAUUUCCUGACGUCGAACUGGUGCGAGAUAUGCAGAAAGAACUUGACCUGGUGAUACAGGCCGGUGUGUUGUCGCUGACAAAACUGUUGAAGAAUUCUGAGACGAAAGUAUCGUCGAGAACCGGGAUGUUGUCAGCCAUGGACGAGUCCCUCAGCAUCCGGCCAAAAUUCCGCAUUGAGAGUGAUGACGAUUUGGAUGAGUCGAACAUCACGCGGGCUGGUCAAGGACAUCAAGGGAAAAAGAAACUCUCCCAUCAAAGAGGAAGUCGCAGUGCUGCUGGAAACGACCAAGAGAAAGUGUUCGGAGGUGGGAAACUGACAGAAAAACUAAUUCAAGAAGGAUUGCUCACGAAAGAAAUGUUGGAAGAAAUGCAGCAAGAAUGGCGCGAGUCACAAAAACGCGAAAAUCCCAAGGACCUGAAAGCAGCUAUUCUGAAUGGCUACGAUGCUGGAGCUCGUCCGGGUGAUCCAAGUUCACCAAUUAAGGUGGAAGUUGCCCUAUCGCCGAAUACUAUUCGAAUCGAAGAAUGGCAUUCUGCAGUUCACACAGAUGCAUUUUUGCUUCUGACCUGGCAAGAUGAAAGACUAGUGUGGGAUUCUGACCAAUACUCGGGUGUGUCUUCAUUGCGUUUGCAUCCUUCGAGUGUUUGGAUUCCUGACGUCGUAUUGCAGAAUGAGAUCCCGACAUUUUCAACUGCCAUUCAAGCAAUGGAGAAGCUCGUCCUUGUGUACAAAAAUGGAACUGUGCUUUGGGUUCCGUCCGUUUCAUUGAAAGCGGCUUGUGGAUUGGACGUCAGGCACUUUCCGCGAGAUAUACAACGCUGCAAGCUAAUGUUUGGCUCGUGGACUUACGACAACUCCGAAAUCGAACUGGUUCUUCCGGAAGAGGCCAUUCGAAGAAACUUCGCUUUUGAAUCGCCGUCGCCUUGGUACUUGAAAGCGUCAUACGCGGAAAAGAAAGAAAAUGUUUACCCUGGAAUCGAGGGCGUAUAUCCGAGCAUCAACUUUAUAUUCUAUCUCCAUCGACACGUUGGGUCCUACUGCAUCACACUUUACACGCCCAUUCUCGUCCAGUUCGUCGGAGGCUUGAUUAUGCUGGAAGUCGCAGUUCUGCCAUUGAAAGUUCUGCUGGGAAAAUACCUGCUUAGCCAAGAAGCUGAGUCUGCGAAGGAAACCAACAGGGCUCUUCCUCGUUUCGCAAAAGCUAUCGAUGGAGAAGAUGAUGCGUUCCUGCUCGCCUCCGAAAUGAACCAGAAGAACAACGAAGAUUGGGUCAAACUGGGCUGCGUUUUGAGUUUCUUGAUCGGCGUUGUGUAUUUCAUGGGACUUGGUCUUCUGACUUGGAUUUUCAUGUGGGUUGUUUGAGUAAAAUUUUCACAUUUAAAAACGAUUUUUCUUCGGAAAAAAUAGCGCUUAGUCAAGCGGUUUUUCUUUGUUGGGUUCCCAUCGAACUGGUUUAGGAAAAUUCAUUAUGAAGGAGAUUCUUUCUUGCACUGAUGGUAGCUCUUGUGAAUGUGUGCUUCGAGCUUGUAAAUGAGAUGUAGAAUCGUAGCUUCGCUGUGAAAUAAGAGCUUUUAUUAUAUACUUUUUUUGUCGAGACGCUGGGACUUGGUUAGCUUCGUUAUUUAUGUGAUUUUUUCUUCAGUACUGUACUGUAGUUUGAUUCUAUGUCGAACUUCGUGACGCACAUCAAGACGGAUCGAACAGUGAGACCACUGUGACAAAUUUUUGAAUGCAAAGCCAUUUUUUAGUUGUUUCUCCUGUGUGCAUCAAAAUGUACUGGUCUUCGAUGUAGCCCUGGAUACAAUCAGCUUGCUUUUCUCCUUUUAGGCGAUGUUUUCCGAGCAGCCGCAAGUGUACGGAAUGAAAUCUAAUGCGUUUUGUAUCUAUGCGUUUCACGAAGCGUAGAUGUUGUCUAGCGAGCAUUAUGUUAGCUCGCUCACAAGUGGGUUUUGGGAAUAAAUGUAAAUUGAAACCGA
Messenger RNA from Notodromas monacha, 5510 nucleotides. The record is from the annotation of a GenBank genome assembly. NCBI's taxonomy places the organism in Eukaryota, Metazoa, Arthropoda, Ostracoda, Podocopida, Cyprididae.